UAUAAUCCAACUUUAAAAAAAAAAACAUAUUUUGUCUACUCAAUUUUUUUAAAAAAAAAAACAAAGCCCACAUGGGGAACUGCUUAGUUUUGCAGGCAAGUGUGAUCAAAGUCAUGAAAACAGAUGGGAAAUUGCUAGAAUAUAAAACACCCAUGAAAGCAGAUAAGGUGUUAUCAGAUUUUGAUAACCAUGCAAUAUCUGAUUCAUUACCUGCUGUCAAGUUGAAUCAUGUUCUUCCACUGCCGGGACCAGAACCUGCAACAAAGAAGGUAAAAUUUGCAGAUCAAGAAGCGGACAGGGAAGGGAUUGAGGUGGUAAGGAUUAAGAUCAUCAUAAGCAAGCAGGAGUUGGAAGCACUGUUGAGUAAAGAUCAGGUAUCAGUUGAUGACAUGGUUCACCAUCUCCAUCAAAACCAGAAAAGCUCAAAUGAGGAGGCCGGUUGCAGGGGAUGGAAACCCAUGCUGGAUAGUAUACCUGAACUUGACUAGCAUAUAUUGUAUAAGGGGUUCCCUAUCUUUGUUAUCCUUUAAGGGUUCAUUAUGACUUUCAUGGUACAUUUAAAAAUGAAUGAAUGUGGACAUGGUGU
Molecule: messenger RNA, 586 nt
Organism: Cuscuta campestris
Lineage: Eukaryota; Viridiplantae; Streptophyta; Magnoliopsida; Solanales; Convolvulaceae
Source: the annotation of a GenBank genome assembly